GCAGCUCAUUUGACUAUUUAUCCCCUCUGGUAUCCCCCGUCUCUGAGCAACUUAUGUCUUCAUUUCCCGAUUUUAUUAACGCUAAUAAAGAUAAUAAAAAUCGUGCAACAUCAACAAGCAUUUCACAACCAAGUUAGCUAUGUCUCCCAGCAAGCCAACCCUCGUCAUCGUCCACGGCGGAUGGCAUGUUCCCGAGAGCUACGAGAAGCUCAUCGUUGCACUUGAGGCAGCUGGCUAUGAGGUUCAUUGUCCACGUCUCCCAUCCAUGAAUCAGGUACGCGCUAGUUUUCUCCUGGAUGUCAUGAACCUCUGCCCUACGGUUAUCAGAACUUCUUACCAGUCUACUAACUCCCGCAAAUUUUAGAGCCGACCCCCCAAUGCCGAUUUAUACACCGAUUCAGACUUGAUACGUGCCUACGUCUCAAGUCUUGUGCGUGCCGGACGAACAGUCAUUGCUCUCAUGCACUCUUAUGGAGGGCAGGUAGGGAGCAAUUCACUCGUUGGGCUCGUUAUUGAGAGCUGUGCUGCACUUGGACUUGCUGGAGGCGUUUCCCAUCUUAUCUACAUGGCUGCAUUCGCUAUGCCAGAAGGGGUUGGGAUGAUGGAUAAGGUUAAGGAGUUUGGCCAUAUGGACCUUGUAUCCAUUGCAGUCAACUUUGACGAGGACAAUACAUGCCUAAGCAACGACCCAAAGACGUAAAUAGUUGGUCCUACCACCGUCGAUGAGGCUGAGGUUGAAAAGCAUUUGUCGACGCUGGUGCGCUGGAAUGGGAAGGGAAUGUACCUACCUAUCAAGCACGCUGCCUGGCGUGAGAUUUCGGUUGGGUAUAUUUAUUGUACGGCCGACAUGACUGUGCCAUUCGAUUAUCAGAAGAGCUUUGUCGAAGAGAUGAAGAAGACUGGUCGUGAGGUUCAAACCUUCGAACUUGCUACGGGGCAUUGUCCUAACUUGACAGCAACUAAGGAGGUAGUUGAUGCGGUCAACAAGUUUAUAGAGGGGUAGGAAGCUAGUUCAUAG
Messenger RNA from Hymenoscyphus albidus, 1018 nucleotides. The record is from the annotation of a GenBank genome assembly. Lineage: Eukaryota; Fungi; Ascomycota; Leotiomycetes; Helotiales; Helotiaceae.